AUGUUUAACAGCACUUAUUAUAGUUCUAUUUAUCGUGAUUCUCAAGGAAUUAAAACUCAUGGAAUGAAAAUGGAAUAUUAAAGCUUUUAAGGAACAUAUGCUGCAUACUCUAACACAUAUGUUUAUAAUCUCUUUAUGUUUGUCGAUAUUCCUUAAUAUCCAUUUUAUUUCUCAGCCAUUAGUAAUUAUACGUAAAAAUAAAAUUAAUUUAAGUGAUUCAAAUGUAGGAUGGGGAUUAAUAUCAUUCCAAAUUACAUCCGGAUUUUAUGUUUAGAACUGUUAUUUUUAAGAAGUAUCAUAUGAAUGCAAAAAAAUGCUAUUCAAAUUAUUAUGUUGACAAAUAGGGUAAAUGUAUUUAUUUGUGCAAUAAUUAUCUUUAGAGGAUUCUUGGGGACAAAUGCUAGGAUUUAGAAGAUGAAAUACCUUGUAUUUAAACUAAAUUAAUUUUUAGAUUCUAAAUAUUUAAUUAAAGAAUAUUUUGAUAAAACUAAUAAUCCAGAAUACUACUCAUAAUACAAGUUAGUCUCCAAAACAGGCUUAAAUUUUUUAAAAGGUGAGGAUAUAUAUUAUUCUUAUUGGCAGUAAAAUAGAAUCUUUGGUGGACCUUAUGUUUGGAGUUAGGCUGAAUUUGAGAGAAUUCAUAAAAUAGAGAAUGCCCACCAUAGCAUAAGUAUCUCAUUUUAGAUUGUCUAUGGUCCUAAUUUCCCUUCAAAUAGUCAAUUUAUUUAUACUAUUGAAGCAAAUUAACCAGUAUCUUGUUAAAAAAGUAGUGCAACUGAUACUUAUAGUGAUGGUUCAAAGUUAUAAACAAUAAAUAAAAAGAUUACUCAUAAUAGUGAUACAUUAACAAUUAAAUGGGAAUGCAAGGGUGAAGACAAUGAACCAAUAUUAGCAUAUUGUGGAAUUUAUAGAUAUUACAUUAUUGUUCAUUAUUGUUAGCCUUAUUGUUUAUAAUGUGAUUAAAGCACUUGUAUCUAAUGGGAUAAUUAUGAUUCAAGUUUGAUUAAGUUUUCUGAGAGUGAAUGUUAAGAGUAAUAGUACUAUGACUCAUUUUUAUUAAAAUGUUUUAAUUGUCCUUCUUAAUGCUAAACUUGUAAGUCAUAAAUUGAUUGCACCGCCUGCCAACCAACUUACACUCUUACUAAAUUAGGAUGUGUUUGCUAAAAAAAUUAAUAUGAUGCAGGUUUUUAAUGUGUUAAUUGUCCAGAAUAAUGUGAAUAAUGUGUCAGCUCUUCAUUUUGUUUAUCAUGUUCAAUCUAAAAAUAUAGAAAACUAUUAAAUGGAUAAUGUGAAUGUAUAGAUGGAUAUUAUUCAAUUUCAACAGAUCUUAUCUGUUUAAGAUGUCAUUUAUAUUGUAAAACAUGUUUAGGACCAACUUCAGAUCAUUGUUAAGAGUGUUAAAAUAUUAACAAUAUUGAAAAAGUUGGAUCUACAUGCAAAUGCUUAACGGGUACUGCCUACCAGGAUUAGCUUAAAAUAUGUGCUCCUUGUCAUUAAACUUGUUUAACUUGUUUUAGAAUCACAAUUGAUGGCUGUUUGAAUUGUGAUUCUAAUUUACAUCGAGUUCUUAGAGGAUUAAAAUGCGAGUGUUAACCUGGCUAUUAUGAAUUAGAUAAUAUUUGCCAAAGUAAAUAUAUUUCUUUUAUUAAGAUUGUCCUGAUACUGAGAAUAGUUCUUUAUCUCAAUGCUAUAAAUUAUGUAUUGGCAAUUAGCUAAUAUGGCAUACAAAUAAUUGUAGUAAUUGUGAUAUCGGGUAUGAAUUAAUCUCAAAUCAUUGUUAACCUAAAUGUGGAGACUCUAACUUAAUACAGUCAUUUGAAGAAUGUGAAGAUAAUAAUAACACUUUAGAUGAUUUAUGUUAUAAUUGCAAAUUUUAAUGUCCCAUACAUUGUUUGGUUUGUGAUUCUUCAACUACUAUUCCAUGUCCAGAUGUUUGUGGUGAUGGAAUAAUUACAGGUAGUGAAGAAUGUGAAGAUAACAAUGAUAUAUAAUAUGAUGGAUGUUUCAAUUGUAAAUAUUAAUGCGAUCCUUAUUGUACUAAAUGUAUUAUGGGAAAUUGUUUAGAAUGUUUAACUCGAGGGUGGGUAGUUGAUACAUCAUCCAAUAUUUGGAAAUGCAAAGAAUAAUGUGGAGAUGGUGUAGUAGUUGGAAAUGAACAAUGUGAUGAUUAAAAUCUUUCAGAGACAGAUGGAUGCAAAGAUUGUAAAUAUUUUUGUAGAAAAGGUUGUUCAUCUUGUGACUACUCAAAAGGUAUAUGUUUAAGUUGUGAAUAAACUGGAUAUGCUCCUUCAUCAUAUUAUUGUAGAAAUAUUUGUGGAGAUGGAUUAGUAGUAAAUGGUUUGUAUGGAUAUUUUUAAGAAUAUUGUGAUGAUGGCAAUAAUGAUAGUAGUUCAUAGUGUAAUAGUGAUUGUACAGGUUGUGCAAAGGGAUAUUAAAGAGGAUAGAAUUUAAAAUGUGAGCCUGUUUGUGGAGAUAGAAUUAAAUCAAUUGAGGAAAUAUGCGAAUCAGGGAACAUCUUGCCUUAUAAAGGAUGCCAGAAUUGUUUAGCAAGAUGUUAGGUGUCUUGUAAGAUUUGUGAUACAAGUGGUAAUGGUUGUAUAUAAUGCAAACUUGGCUAUAUGAAGCUGAAUAAUGUAUGUCAUCCUAUAUGUGGGGAUGGUAUAAUUGUAGAUGAUGAAGAAUGCGAUGAUGGAAAUCUUAUUUAUGGAGACGGUUGUCAUCUCUGUAGGUUUAGUUGUGUAUAGUCUUGUAUAAGUUGUAUCAAUGGAAUAUGUUAUUUACAAUAAGAUGAGGAGAAUUAUAUCUUAGAGAAAUGCUUAUCAAAUAUAAGUUUAAAUAUCAAUAGGAACAUAUAACAAAAUAUAUGCAUCUUAUUUAAUGAUCUAGACUAUUAAAAUAAAUCUUAUCUAAAGAAUCUAUUUUACUGUCCUCCUAAUUGUAAGCUUUGCUAAUUCUAAAUAUGUUAUCUUUGCUAAGAAGGGUAUGAAUUAACUCCAAUUAAAUAAGAUUGUAUACAAUCAUCCAUAUUCUAAGAUUAAUUAUAAUAUUGUUAAGUAAGUGCUCCCUUUUUUUGUUUAAAAUGCUAAGAAUAUGCUUAUUUUGACAUUUAUGAAAAUAGAUGUAAACUGCCAUCUUAUUAUUUGAAUUUAAAAAAGGAAUGCUCUUUAGGAUAUUAUUUGAAUGAUUUCUCUGAAUGUAUCUCAUAAUGCGGAGAUGGCAUUCUUGCUAAUGAUGAAGAAUGUGAAACAUAAGAUGAAAAUUGCAUCUAUUGUGAAUACCAAAAACCAUUUCGAUGUCAAAAUUUUUUGAAGGAUAUUUGCCUUUAGUGUGAAGAUGGUUAUUAUUUCAACAUAAUAAAAAAAUCAUGUGAAAUUAAUCUUGAAUAUGAACCUAUAGCUAAUAAUGAAAAUGAUUUCUACUUUAUUAUUUGCUAAUUGAAGCUUAGUAAAGACUGUCUAACAUGUGAAUAAGGAAUUUGUUUAUAAUGUAAAUAAGACUAUUUCUUUCUGAAUGGAUUAUGCAUGGCUAGUCAAACUACACAAUUAGUUGAAAUUGAUAAUCCUAAUAAUAAUUUAAAAAAUUAUAAAUUUCAAACUUUCUUGUUUGGUUAAUUCAUCUAAUGUGAUGUUUAUUAAUAUAAUGAAUAUAACGAUAAAAAUACAAUUUUUUUAUUCAAAAAGGAUUUGGAUUAAAAUAAAAAUGAAUGUAAUUCGUUAUGCGAAUUAUGUAAAAAUUAAUCAUGCAUUCAAUGUAAAUAUGGCUAUUAUGGUAAAAAUUGCUAACUUAGACAAGUCAAUUUUUAAAUUGCAAAAUUAAAAUAAUAUUAUUCAACAAUAGAUAUUUAUUAGGAAGAUCAAUCCUGUGAAUCAGAUUGUUUAGUUUGUUUUUUAGGAUAAUGUAUUUUUUGUAGGGAAGGUAGCUAUCUAUUUAAUCAUGAAUGCAUUUAGUAAAAUCUUAUUGAAUAUUAUCGAAUAAAAUAAGUGAGAUGUGGAGAUAAAAUUGUGUCAAUAGGAGAAUUUUGUGAUGAUGGAAACAAUGUUUAAUACGAUGGAUGUUUUGAAUGUUAAUAUAGUUGUGAUCUAUAUUGUUUAAAAUGUGAAUUUGGCUUAUGCUUAUAAUGUCAAGAUGGAUUUAUUCUAAUUGAAGAAUCAUAUACUUGUGAACCUUAAUGUGGAGAUGGGAAAGUAAUCCCUUUUACUUAAGAGCAAUGUGAUAAUAACAAUUUAGAUCCAAGUGAUGAAUGUGAUUAAUGCAAAUUUGUAUGUCUACCUCAUUGCUUAGCUUGUUUUAAUUUAUUCACCUGUGCUAAAUGCGAAAAAGGGUUUAUAUUUCGCUAGGAAAAAUGUAUUCCAAUUUGUGGAGAUGGUAUCUUAAUACCUGAAUUUGAAGAAUGCGAUGAUAAUAAUUAAAUUAAAUAUGAUGGUUGUUAUGAAUGUAAAUAUCAAUGUAGUCAAGAUUGUUUAGAUUGUUAAAAAGGAAUAUGCCAAAAAUAAUGUCCAAAAAAUAUGAUUGCUUUUGAAAAUGAAUGCAUGUCAGAGUGUGGAUAAAUGUUGGUUAACUAUGAAAUAGAAUGCGAUGAUGAUAAUAACAUAGAAUAUGAUGGAUGUUUUAACUGUAAAUUCUAAUGUGCAUUUGGUUGUGAUGAAUCAUUUUGUUAAAAAGGUAUUUGCCUUAAAUUCAGACCAGAAUUUACUCAAUAAAGUUAACAUUUUUAAAUACCUGAUGAUUUAGAUGAAAGUCUAAAAAAUAUUUUAAACAAUUAAUAAAGUAGUUGGAUUUGUAAUUAAUCGGAAUGUACCUACUCUGAAAGUCCUCAAAUAAUCAUCAAUAAUCUAGGGUUUAAAAAUUAAAAACAACUUAUUAAAAUUACUUUUGACUAAGAAGUUAAAUGUUAUUUUAGUUAAGAUUAAGAAAUAUUCAGAAUUUAUUUUGAAAAUAUAGAACAAACAUUUUAUACAUCUUUGUGUUACGCAUCUAAAAAUUAAGAGCUUUCUAAUAUAACCAAAUAAGUUGAGUAUUUAGUUGAAAUUGAAUUCUCUUAAUAAAUUUUUGUUCAACCAAUUCUUAUUGUUCAACCUGAACUUUUAAUACUUAAUUCUAAUAAUUAAAGUGUAAAUAUUACAAAUUAUAAAAUAACAUUACAUAUACCUCUUAUUUUAUAAGAUAAAGAGCUUGUAAAAUCUUAACAAAUGCAAUAAGCUAGCUAAGGUGUUGUAAUUACUUCGAUAUCAUUGGCAGUCCUUUCAUUAUUCUCAGGAGGACCUUCAUUUAUUGAGGAAUUGCUCAAUAUCAUUUAGUAUCAGUCAUUUCUAAAAUUUAUCAAUUUAGAAUAUCCAUAAAACUUACUUAUAUUUUUUUAGGCUUCAGAAAUGCUUUCAAUUUCAAAUCACCUGUAGUUUUUCAAUUUUGGCAAUUUCAUCAAUAAUAUUUACCCAAAAUAACUAAAUUUUUAGUUGAAUGGAAAAUUUCUUUAUUAUGAAUUAGAAGCAAUUCUCAUAACUAAUAUUACUCCCUAAAUAUUCUAAGCUUUUGUCAUAGUACUAAUAAUUUACUCUGGCUAUUUUUUCGAUAUCAUUUUUUAAAAAUUACUUUAAAACCAAUAUUUUAUUACUACCUUUGAAAAUAGAAACAGCCUUUCUAAAAAAUACAUACUCAUAUUUUUCAGAAAAACUCGCUAAGCAAUUAAAUUUUUAAAAAUUUCCAAAUACUCUUUUAGUUUCAAAUAAGUAAAAUAGAUUCUAUUACUUAACUCUUGGGAUUUACUAUUCAAAUCUAUUUUAUAUCUAUAUUGCAAUUAAGAAGUCAAUAUUAGAAGUAUUAUCGAGUCUUCUAUGAGUUUAGCUAUCAUUACAAUUUUAUAUAUAUCUCUUAGUGCACUGUUUUCACUCAGGCAGAAAAUAAAUAUUAGUAAACAAAAGCGAAAGAUUAGAUUAAAUAUUUUUAACCUUUGA
Messenger RNA from Paramecium sonneborni, 5951 nucleotides. The record is from the annotation of a GenBank genome assembly. NCBI's taxonomy places the organism in Eukaryota, Ciliophora, Oligohymenophorea, Peniculida, Parameciidae.